UUGAAAAAUUGAAGAACAAAAGUUAAGAAGUAAAAAUAAGAAAGAAAGAAAGAAAGAAAAAAAGGUGGUCGUCGAUGUAGAAUGAAUGAUACGAUACUUAGGUAGCCCAUCUCAUUUAGAAGGCAACAUUUCUCAGCGAACGUUCGUAGAAAGUGGUCAACCAAUGAGCUGAGAAGAAUACUGUAACUCCCUGUCGAAGAAGUGGGUUCUCUUUUAGUAUCGUGGCAAUACCGGUUCGAUUUAUCAUCUCUUUGCAGUGUCGUGCUAUCCGGUGUGUUAGUCACAUUGAUAGAUAAAAGAUUUUUCUUUUUUUUACCAAGGACUAUAAAUUGGUAACAACAAUACGGUAGAAGUAAUAACAAUUUUUUUUUGUUUUGUUUUGUUUUAUUUUAUUCGGUAAAACGGACAAUAUAUUUUCAAGUACAAAUACGAACGGACGAUCAAGAUCAGACAUCCCCUCAAAAAAGAAAAGAAGAAAUGUCUUUUCGACUUAAGACGCUUUUGUGCGUCAUUUUGAUCAUCAUUGUCACAGUACAAUGCCAAAAGAAUAAAAAGGAUGAGGAUAAAAAAGAUGAAGAAUUUACGUGUCCGGAAGGUCAGGGAAAUGGAAAUUUUGCGGAUCCUGCGACCUGUAGAAGAUUUUAUCAGUGUGUAGAUGGAUAUCCAUAUUUAAACAGGUGUCCUUCAGGAUUACACUUUGAUGAUAUCAGCAAAUUUUGUACCUUCAAAAAUGAAGCUCGUUGUGGUCCUAUUGCUGCAACUCCACCUCCGGUAACAGAUCCUCCAACGGAUCUUGCUGAAAGAUGUGACACAGCAAAUUGCCAACUUCCGUACUGUUUUUGUUCAAGAGAUGGUACGAUUAUACCUGGUGGCCUUCAACCGGAAGAAACACCACAAAUGAUAAUAAUAACAUUUGACGGAGCAAUAAAUCAUAAUAAUUUUGAUCAUUAUCAAAAGAUAUUUACACAAGAUCGAUUGAAUCCUAAUAAUUGUCCACUUAAAGGUACCUUUUUCAUUUCACACGAGUAUUGUAAUUAUAAUAUGGUACAAAGUUUAGCUCACGAUGGUCAUGAAAUAGCAACAGAAACAAUCUCGCUUCAAAAAGGAUUAGAAGAUAAAGGAUACGAAGAAUGGGUUGGUGAGAUGAUUGGAAUGCGAGAAAUUCUCAAACAUUUUAGUAACAUUUCAGCUAAUGAAAUAGUUGGUAUGAGAGGACCGUACUUGAAACCUGGUAGAAAUACACAAUACAAAGUAUUGGAAGAUUUUGGUUACAUAUAUGAUAGUAGUAUUGGAAUUUCACCGUUAAAAACACCAAUAUGGCCGUAUACUCUUGAUUACAAAAUACCCCAUGAAUGUAAAGCUGGUACCUGUCCUACUAAAUCAUUUCCAGGAGUAUGGGAAAUACCAUUAAAUGCUCAUUAUGUUGAAAGUUAUGAGGGUGGACAUUGUCCUUAUUUGGAUCAAUGUGUAUUACAUAAUCAUGAUCCUGAAGAAGUAUUCGAAUGGUUACAAGAAGAUUUCAACAGAUAUUAUGAACAAAAUAGAGCACCAUACAUGAUGCCUUUCCAUACAAAUUGGUUUCAAAUAAAAGAACUUGAAAGAGGACUUUCUAAAUUCCUUGAUUGGGCAGUAACAUUACCAGACGUUUAUUUUGUAACUGCCACACAAGCAUUAACUUGGAUAACUGAUCCAAAACCAGUUAAAUCUUUACAUAACUUUGAAGGUUGGUCAUGUAAGAAAAAAGAAAAUAUUCCUGGACCACCAUGUAAUAAUCCAAAUAAGUGUGCAUUGGACUUUAAACCACCAGAAUCCAAUUUCACUACAACUAGGUACUUGGAAACAUGUAGAGAAUGUCCAUAUAAAUAUCCAUGGUUGGGAGAUGCAAAAGGUACUGGAUUAUACAACGAUAAUUAUAAUCCUGAAAAGAAAUAAAUGACAAUUUCUAAAUGAAAAAUUAGGUGUAAUAUUAUGAUCGUCAAGUUAAGUUACAUUUUGUUUUAUUGUUAUCGUCAAAAUGGUUGCUACGUGUGAUAAAGUUCAUUGAUUUUAUUCGUUGGCAAAGAGAAUGUCUCUACAAAUUUUGUAAGAAUUACCUCUAUAAAUAUUAUAGUUUAUUACUCAAAGAAAUAUUAUUAUCAUAUAUA
This is a messenger RNA of Polistes dominula (European paper wasp), 2144 nucleotides long. It is a transcript of the gene Cda4, whose product is annotated as chitin deacetylase Cda4. The record is from RefSeq and is a predicted model, not a curated record. Gene Ontology annotation, molecular function: chitin binding. Gene Ontology annotation, cellular component: extracellular region. Gene Ontology annotation, biological process: carbohydrate metabolic process. Lineage: Eukaryota; Metazoa; Arthropoda; Insecta; Hymenoptera; Vespidae.